Molecule: messenger RNA, 1193 nt
Organism: Medioppia subpectinata
Lineage: Eukaryota; Metazoa; Arthropoda; Arachnida; Sarcoptiformes; Oppiidae
Source: the annotation of a GenBank genome assembly
CAAAUAAGUGUUGCGAUCAAUUCAUAAGUGAUAUGAAUCAAGUGUUUAGAAAAUUAUCAGUCGUUAAAUUGACGACCAAUUUUGCCGAAGCGGUCAAACUAGUGGAGCAGCCAUUAGUCACACCGGCAGACAAUCAGGUGCUUAUCAAGAAUAUAUACGCCGGGGUUAACGCAUCCGAUGUGAACAUAACAGCCGGCAGAUACUUCACAGAUGCAAAAGUGCCCUUUGAUGUGGGGUUUGAGGUAUUUAUUGAUCUAUCAUGUUAUGAAUUAUAUAAUUUCAUGUCAAUCAAUGUCACUCAAACACUGUGUAUUAUACCGGGUUUGGGUGUAAUCCAUGCGUUGGGCAAAAAUGUGACCAAAUAUCGUGUGGGACAGCCGGCACUCUUCCUCGAGUCUAAAGCCUAUUCAGAAUAUGUGUACAUAAAACAAGAGAAUGUAAUACCGGUUCCCGAAUUAAAACCCGAUUAUCUGACACUUUUGCGCGGACUUAUCAAAGAAGGCGAAAAAGUGCUCAUUACAGCGGCAGCCGGCGGAACAGGUCACUUAUGUGUUCAAUGGGCUAAGAAGAAAGGGUGUCACGUAAUCGGGACCACAUCAUCGCCAGAGAAGGCAAACAUGUUGAAAGAGUUGGGAUGCGAUCGAGUUAUCAAUUAUAAAACUGAAAACCUAAGCGAAGUUCUCCGCAAUGAAUACCCGGAUGGCAUUGAUGUUGUCUGGGAGUCAAUCGGAGGCGAAAUGUUUAAUACAUUAGUUAAACAUUUAAGAAUUAAAGGACGUCUUGUGGUGAUGGGCAGUAUCAGUGGAUACACGACCGGCGGUUCUACCAUUGCUGGCAAUCUAUCGCAACUAACGAAUAGAUUAAUCCUAAAGUCAAACUCAUUGAACGGAUUUUUAUUUACACAAUAUACCGAAGAGUUUCCCCAAUAUUUACCAAAAUUAAUCCAAAUGUUGGCGAAGAAUGAAUUGAAAGCGGUUCUGGAUUUGGGACAAAAUACCAGUGGAGGAGAGUUUAAGGGCAUUGAAUCCGUCGUAAGAGGUGUUGAGCAUCUGCACACCGGUCGUAGUAAUGGCAAAGUUGUGGUCAAAAUACAAGAACCUUAAAAUGAUAAUCAUUUUAUGUUUUUUAAAUGUAAUAUUUAAAUCUGUAUUUUGUUGUCAUUUAGCGAUUAUUAAAUAUCACAUUAAUUACUA